GACGUCACACAACGGAUGUGAUGUCAGACUGUUCGCAGUCCGGCAAUGGCGAGCUAGAGCCGAAGAAGGAAGAGGGAGAGAGAGUCACUCGAAUCCGAUGCAAUCCUGCGCGCAGGUGGCCAGAAUGACAAUAAAAUUUGGUGGAGCAUAAUCUACGGCGUUUAACGUGUCGUCUGGUGUGGAUAUUGUCGGGGUGCAUUUGGAAAGAAGCGAGAAAAGUGUUGGUGAAAAUCCCUCUGUGAGAGAGACUGAGAACAGACAGACACACACACACAGAGAGGGAGAGAAAUAGAGUUUCUCUGAGUAACCCGGGUUAAAAUCAAACUCACACAGUGGGCACCAGGCGAAACCCACCAUGGAACUCAGAGUGGGAAACAGGUACCGACUCGGCAGGAAAAUCGGCAGCGGGUCCUUCGGAGACAUUUACCUGGGAACUGACAUUGCUGCAGGAGAGGAGGUGGCCAUUAAGCUGGAAUGUGUGAAAACCAAACACCCACAGCUACAUAUUGAGAGCAAGAUAUACAAGAUGAUGCAAGGAGGUGUUGGCAUUCCCACUAUCAAGUGGUGUGGUGCGGAGGGAGAUUACAACGUGAUGGUGAUGGAGCUGCUUGGACCAAGUCUCGAGGAUCUCUUUAAUUUCUGCUCUCGUAAAUUCAGCCUUAAGACAGUCCUCCUUCUCGCUGAUCAGAUGAUCAGCAGAAUUGAAUACAUUCAUUCGAAGAAUUUUAUCCAUCGUGAUGUGAAACCUGAUAAUUUCUUAAUGGGGUUGGGAAAGAAAGGCAACCUGGUCUAUAUUAUUGACUUUGGGCUAGCAAAAAAAUACCGGGAUGCACGAACACACCAACAUAUACCAUACCGUGAAAAUAAGAACCUUACAGGAACAGCUCGAUAUGCUUCGAUCAAUACCCAUUUGGGAAUAGAACAAAGUCGCCGUGAUGAUUUGGAAUCCUUGGGCUAUGUUCUGAUGUACUUUAACUUAGGAUCGUUGCCUUGGCAAGGUCUGAAGGCAGCAACAAAAAGACAGAAGUAUGAACGCAUUAGCGAAAAGAAAAUGUCGACGCCAAUUGAAGUGCUCUGCAAAGGUUACUCAUCUGAGUUUGCCACGUAUUUGAACUUCUGCCGCUCUCUACGUUUUGAUGACAAACCAGACUACUCCUACUUGAGGCAAUUAUUUCGCAACCUCUUUCACCGCCAAGGCUUUUCCUAUGACUAUGUGUUUGACUGGAACAUGCUCAAGUUUGGAGCCAGCAGAGCUGCCGACGACGAUCGUGAACGGAGAGAGCGAGAAGAAAGAAUGAGGCACGGCCGAAAUCCAGCAGCACGGGGAUUACCUUCGACUGCUUCCGGAAGGCUUAGAGGAAAUCAAGAAGUGGCACCACAGACACCCCUCACACCCACAUCCCACACUGCUAACACAUCUCCACGCCCUGUCUCUGGCAUGGAACGGGAGCGAAAAGUGAGCAUGAGGUUACAUCGUGGCGCUCCUGUUAAUGUUUCCUCAACAGAUUUAACUGGACGUCAAGACGCAUCACGAAUGUCAACAUCACAGAUAUUUCUCGACGAAUUACGGUGGAGGUUGUGAGGAUGCAUUCCUGAAUAGCCUCCCUUUCGAGCAUCAUGGCAUGUAGCUGGUCCAAACGCACUGAAGGCAGCAUUGGGUGAGUGUACCUCAGUCCCGUCUCAUUGAAGUAGAAGAGACCAAGGAUGGAAUGCUUUGAAGCACAUUUUGUAGGGAUCAGUCAGUACUAUAAGGUGCCACAAAAUUCCCAUUAUUAAUCUCACUCCAUGUGCAAGAUCUUUCUCAUUUUUUUCAUUUAAGGUAAAUAUUGAUGUCUCAGCCUUUGUAUAAUGCUUUACAGAUAUGAUUGUAAAGAACAUUAGCGUUUUGUCCACAUUCAGCUUGUCUACAACAUUUUAUCUUGUACAGUUUGUAUCCUUACAAAUGUGUGUUUACCAUGCUCGACAAAGGGCAAGGGCACUGAUGCUGGAGUCUUCAACUCGUUUUGCAGUGUAUUUUAAAUAUUGGCUCCAAAUUUACAACUGCUUCAAGAAUAUAACCAUUCAUAGCCAAAUCAGAACUACCUCUGCAUUCAUCGGAUAUUGAUGGAGUUGUGCAAAUGGUCCAUUUCACAUAACUGACCCAAAAUGUAAUGCAGAACAUGUCACAUUUUCUAAGUGCAGGAAAGGUCAGUCAAACCUGACCUGUUUUAUAAGUAUUCUCAAUCACAUUCAGUACAGGGAGAUAUGGAUGAAAUAUGAUCUCUGUUAUUGAACCUAAUAAGAUUUCAGCUUAUUCAACUGUACUAGAAUGGAUACAGCAUAAGAUGACACCAGUAUGAAUACAGGCUGAGAAAUCAUUAUAAAUGUUUGAAUAUUCAGAUGAAUAUGCAUAUGUAAAACUUUGUGGGUUAGGGAAUAGGACAAGAUUCUGCUUCAUUUUUUACAUUACAGGUCUGUGUUUAAGGGAAAAUAAAGCUCGAUGCAUGGAUAUUGAAAAGUAGUUCAACAUUUCCAUGCUAAAAGUGGAGAAGAUCAGGUGUAUCUUUGUUCUUGUAUUGCCUGGUGCUUUUCCCAAUCAUUUGCUGCAACUUGUUAUCCUGCUUGUAAUUUAUGCAUCCCACACAAGACUGCAUUCUGGCUGCUGUAUUUCCAUGGACCCUUAAUUUGCAUUUUUUUGGUCUGAGUUAGUGUAGACCAUGUCUGCAGUGAUACUUGACAUUUGUAGGUUUUGGCCUGGUUUCCAUUUAAUCUGUUUAUGAAAUCUUGAUGCACGGUCUUCUGCUUUGAUACUAUUGCUGCUUUGUUCAAGACUGUACUGUCUGCAUGGGGGUGGUGGGUAGUAUUGCAGUGUUGUAACUUCUUUCCUUCAAAUAGGAAAUUAAAGGAGAUAUGUUAUUUAAACUGAGAUUCCUAUACCACCAUUUGAAUUACGCUGGUUCAGUAAGUGAAUAGAUUCUUAAUAUAUUCUUGGCAUGCUAUUCCGAUAGAUUAUAGUCCAUUGUCUAAAGACAGUAAAUAAAUUGAUGGAAGAAAAAGGGAUGUUAGCAGCUGGUACAGUUUGGUGGCACCUAUCUCCAGCAUGAGACAAUGUGCAAAGAAACAUUUGUGUUUGGAGUAUUCGUUUUUAUCCCAGUUUACGUAUCAAGAUUUUCUCUGAAUUUGCUCAAGGAGGUGUACAACAGAAACUGCUCUUACCUUUCAACUGAGUGAUAAGCUCAGUCAACACUGCUCCCUAUCACUUCAGAUAAUAUUGUCACCACUGUGAUACUUACUGUGUAUUAGGAGUGUCUGUGUGUUAGUUCAGAUGUAAGUUGCCAAUUUGUCUGCUUAAAGUCUGUAAAGUAGACUUAAGUACAAGUUCGUGGUUGGAUCAUAAAUAUCAAAUACAGCAGUGCAGCAGGGGCUACCCUCCAGAUUUGACUAUUCCAAACUUGUUUUCAGUUAAAUACUGAACAAAACCAAAAACAUUAUAUUGUGGUUUGGUGCCACAGAAUAAACAAUAUUUUGAUUACCGUUUUACAGGGUAAAGAGAAAUGAAGUAAGUUCAAACUUACUAUUUCAUCCACAAUUCUUCAAAUUGGUAUGUUGACACAAAAUGGCAAGGUGUGUGGCUACAGAAAUACCUUAUAGCAUUUUUGUUGAGAUGUUUGGAACUUUUAGCUAAUCGUUAUGUUAUGGUUGUCACAAAUUAGUGCCAGAGAAGCCAGUAAAUGCUCGUCAAAAGACUAAAAAUUAUUUUUGUCAGAGAUAAUUACUGCAGGUCAGUAUUUAAAUAUUUGUUGUACUUCAAGACUGACAGAUAUUUCAACAGAAAUAUGUUAGUGGAUUUACUCUGGUUGUUAAAUCAGGGCUUUCCAAAGUAAGGUCAGGAAUCCACAGGAUCUUGACCUGAAAGUUUGGGGUUGGGAGCUCCAAGGUAGCACUGAGUGCUGAGGACCUCUGCCCCCUUUCGCCUGCUCUCUCAGGCAUCACCUUCUCUCAUAGGUCAUCCUGUUUCCUGGUUCUCACCAACAUCUCUUGAUAUUCAGAUUUUGAGAUGGGGUCACAAUCGGAGAGAAAUUUGGCUUGCACUGUAUUGGGUGUAUACCGGUCACACCUGCUAAUCCUGAAAUGUAAUAAAUAAUUAGAGUUGAGAGUAAAUUGUGUCUUCAAUAAUAUCAAUAAAUUCAAUGAAUAGCUAAUACAUCUUUUAAAAGUUUGUACUUGCAUCUUUAGUUUUGGUACUGUAUUUAAAUGUUUUGUGUUGCCAAUGACAGUAUUUUCUUGGGUGGCAUUUUAGGCUUUUUAAAUUCUCAAAACAUGAAAUUGUUUGCAAUUUUAAAAUAUAACAUAUUUAGUUUGAAAUUUCAAAGUCCAGUUAGAGUAGGAAGUUCAGUUAAGUUUGUACUGCUCUCGAUCCAGUAUUCGAGUAUACUUUGGUCUGUUCUGCUGUGACCAGCUUCAUUCUUAUACUCCUAAUGCAAAUGUAUAUUGUGUGUAGUGGAGUUACUGAAAUCCAUUUUGUUGGAAUAUCCUCAUCUUUUAGAAAGCUACCUUUUGGUAAAAGGUAAGAGAGAAUUUGGAAUUUAGUGUUUUCUAUUCAAAGUUGUUUCCUCCAGUUUUACCUGUCCGGAAAUUAAUUUCUGUGAAACCAAGGUGAAGAUGCUUUGUUAAUAAUCCUGACCUUGAACACACAUUACUUGUGUCUUUAGUGCUUCUCUGUUUUAAUGCUUCUUUAUUAGUUAAACUUUUCAGUGUGAUGACCCUUUGCACUGUAAAUUCUAGCAAAGGAAUCCGCCCUGCUUAAUAGUGGUUGCCAAUCAAAAAACUAAUAUAAUAGUUAGUGAUAUCCCCUGGUAAAUGUAAAUUUAUGGCACAUGUAGUUCAUGCUAGAACUUUUGAAGUUUCGAGGGUUAAUAGUGUGUAUUUUCACUUGAGAGUACUAUCGAUCCCGGAGAUUGAAGUGAUUUCUACAGUUCAGAAUAUCAUAUAUUACCAAGCCAGGUAUGCAGUGAACAAAACCCAAAUUUCAGCUUCCGCUGCCAGUGGCAUGACUUGACCCCUGUUUUAACAACACCUUUCUUCAUACAAUUUUGGUGAGACUAUUGCCAUUGUUUUUGUUCCAACACCUUUGUGGUUUCUGAAUUUGUAUGUUUUGAAAAAUCAUUCAAAAGUCAUUGUUAAUAAUGUUCCUCUGACAUGCAACUUUUAGAAGACAAUCCUUUGAUUUGACCGUUGCUCACUAAGAAUUGGGUUAAGGUGCUUCUGUUUAGUUUACUUAUAAACCAUAUAGCGGACAGCAAGAAAACUAUCAGCCACCAGUCAGGACUGGAUUCGCACACAUUUCAGAGUUGGAAAGUUUGAACAUCUUACCCAGAGUUUUCUUAAUGGAUUUCCUAAAAUGCAUUUUUAAAAACUCAGUAUCAUCUAGUUUUAUUUGCUUAUAUCAUCUAAUUGACAAAGUGUUAUGCCAUAAGCUUUUUGCUCUAUCCCACAUUUUCUGGCUUUCUUGUGUUUGUAUUUGUAUUCUGCAUUACCCUAACAAUGUAUGUCAGUGAUUGAACUUUAAGACUGAGCGGCUUAUUGGUGCUGAUACUGAUAGGGCACUAAUUUUUUCUCGUUUGCUUCUUC
Messenger RNA from Rhincodon typus (whale shark), 5610 nucleotides. RefSeq names its product casein kinase I. The coding region runs from base 356 to 1582 and encodes 408 amino acids. The record is from RefSeq and is a predicted model, not a curated record. NCBI's taxonomy places the organism in Eukaryota, Metazoa, Chordata, Chondrichthyes, Orectolobiformes, Rhincodontidae. Gene Ontology annotation, biological process: endocytosis; spindle assembly; signal transduction. Gene Ontology annotation, molecular function: ATP binding; protein serine/threonine kinase activity. The transcript has 10 exons. Gene Ontology annotation, cellular component: cytoplasm; spindle microtubule; nucleus.